This is a messenger RNA of Plutella xylostella (diamondback moth), 2845 nucleotides long. Its product is annotated as MAPK regulated corepressor interacting protein 2. The record is from RefSeq and is a predicted model, not a curated record. Lineage: Eukaryota; Metazoa; Arthropoda; Insecta; Lepidoptera; Plutellidae.
UUACUACAUGAACGUACUCAGUGCAAUACAAAGUUUCGCUAAUUUUGGCUAUUCGUUUUGAUUUUGAUCUUGUAUUUUUAAUUACUGUGAUUUUUAGUUAAAUUUUACAAUGUACACAGUUUCUAAAGGGCCCAGCAAAAUUGUAGCUAAAACCCGUAGAGGUCUUUCUCAAAAUUUAGAGAGGCUUGAUAGUCGCAAAGACCAUAACAGGAAGUCUUCAGAAUCUGAUAAUGGUGAAAUCGCCAACAUGCCCAGACCUGUAUUUCACUCAAAUGGUAAAAAGACAGUUCAUCAGCGAAUACCUCAUCAUGUUAUAACACCACAACAUGAGGAAAUUAUUAGAUUUAUAAGUGAAACCUGGGUUCAGACAGCAUAUGGAGAAAGUGAGCCUUCAUCACCUACAAGUACAAUAGAUUCUGGGAGCUCAUCGCCAGCUCUGGGCCCCGUGGUCUUCUACCAGGACGAGCCCCCGAGCCCCGCACUGCGGGACUUCAAGCCCUUCGACCUGGAGACCUGGUGGGGCAAGCGCCUCUUCCAGAACAUCACCAACUCCCUGUAAAGCGGGGAGCGGACUGUCCGCGACAGUUUGUAGACAAAUGACAGAACAAGCAAUUCGGUAGCAAAAGUCACAAUCAACUGUAAGUUACUAAAUUUUAAAAGCCUCUGUUGCACUUUGUGCUUAGUAAAUUCUUGUUGUGUGCGACUUUGAUCUCAAUGUAAAAGUUCUUAGGUUUCUGCCAUACAUAUUGAUAACUAAUUCUAGUAAUUAUUAGUAUUACCUGAAGACAAACCUGACCAAAGUAUAAUGUUAAUACAUAUCUCUCAAUUAUAAGUAAACACUAGUAUACGACUAUCUUAUCCAGGGUUUACUAAACCAUAUUGUACAUCAGAGGCAUGUAUCGUUUAUCAGCUUUCUAAACAAAUGCAAUUAUUUAGAAGCCUGAAACAUAUCAAAUUUCAGCAAACCGUUUCCAGGAAAAACAUUUUUUUAAGUACUAUCAGGAGAAACUUCCUUGACUACUAAAAUGUCAGGCUCAUUACCCCUUAUAGGUCUCCAUGCAGUGUAACAAGGUUCCUCACAAUAAAAUUUAAGAAUUUAGUAAUGUGUAGUUGAUUGUGAACAAUAUUAAGUACUAAUUAAGUAUAAAGUAAAAAUGGCCAUAAGCUCAAAUUUAUUUCCGAUCACAACCAUUUUCUAAAACCAAUAUUCUGUAAGUUAAUUGAAUUCGCAUAAAAUAAUUAAGAGUAAGAUAAGCAAAAUGCUGCCAAAGAAUGAAUAAUCACAAUCACAUCAUCACAAUAUUACAUAAUAGUUAUGUAUAUCGCAUUGUGUAAAUGCAUUAUCAUUUGCACAUACAGUGUGUGUAGUGUUUAGUGAAAUACAUGCAAUAAGAGUGGCCUUUACAUUUUUUAAAGACAUAGUUAAUAGACCACAGUAAUUUAUAACUAAUGAACAGAAUCCGUUCCCAUAAAUGAAACAUAAAUAAUGACCUAAUAACUGUUAAUAAUUUCUCAAUACAUUUGCAAAAAUAUUAUAAGUAAUAGUUACUUGUUUCCGCUAUUUUCCUUUUCUAUGGCUUGGAUCUAAGUAAGAUUAGAUAAUCUACAAAAAGUUUCUAUCUCCUAUCUUCUCUUUCACUUCAACUGGUGUCCGAAUAUAAUUAUGUACUAGUUAUGAAUGUUAAAAGUUACGCCGUUUACCUACAAAAUUUUAUUAUUGUUACAAAUAUACAUACUUGUUGUUAUCAGUAAGUACUGCUUGUACUUUAGCUGAUGGUUAUCAAUUUAUGAUAUUGUCCAUUUUUGUAAACGCUACUGGUGAAAAGUUUACUAUAUGUCCAAAUACACAUUAUUUUUCAUAUAGACAGUGCUGCCACCCUGCAGUAAGACCAUUGGAACGCCUUAAACUUUUCUUUAACAUCCUGCUGUGGUACAUAAACAGGUAUGUAAAAAUAAGUUUUUGCCAAUAUGUGACUUGAAAUAGAAUAGUAAAAUGUCCAUAUUUAAAAAACCGAAUUUAGUUUGUAUUUUGUACAUGACCUGGUUAUGCCAUUAUAAACUAUGGGUUCCUUUGAUUCCACUAUCUUCAGAGGAUGCUAUUUAUUAUAGUGUUUUACUGUUUUACUCAUCUCGUCAAAACAAUAAUAGUCUUCCAAUAAAAAGGUGUCAGCAUGAUCUAUGCACCAAGUUAUCUUUUGAAUAUUGGUUCCAUUGUUCUGUUUUAUAUGUUAUAUUGUGUUGUACCUACCUAUGUAUUUUAAUAUUUACUGUUAUAGUGUGUUAUGUGAGACAUUCCAAUAAGGAAUGUUAUAAGAUAUUUUAUCAACCAAAAUAGGUAUAUGUAUAUUCUUUAACAUCAUCAAAAAUAAUUAAUUAUGUACUUUUUUUAAAAUCUACUGUUUAAAAAUAUAUUUAGUACCAUGCCAUGACUGUAUCAUAAUGACAACAUUACAUGUGUGAAAUCAUGGUUGGGGUACUAUCGGAAAUUAUGGAUUUAUUGAUGAAAUAUCAACCACUGUUAUACAUAAUAUUAAUAUUGUAUAAGUACCUACCUACAUCAAAUCGAGUUUCUUGUUUAUUUUUACUUGAAAGUAUGUAUACCUAUGUACAAACUUUUUUGCCGUUGGUGCCUCUGAAUACUUUUAUUACGAAAUGUUAUGCUACAGUUCUAUUUUUUCUGAUUAAAAUGAUGAGUGCACGUGAAGAGGUAGUUAUAGUUUUUAUCCUUUUAGAUGAAAUGUUUUGAGUCAAUGUAGUUAGUAGCAGGAGAUAGAAUAUUUUUAGACUGAUUUAGUUGUAAAAGUUAUGCUUUUUGUUGUAGUUGAAUAAAUCAUCUGAUAAUGUU